AUGCCUGCUGAACACAUCCUCACCCAAGACGCCCCUGCUCCCCUCCCUGGAAUCUACUCCCAGGCUGUCCGAGCUGGCAAUUAUGUCUAUACCUCAGGAUCAGUUGGUAUGACCAAGGAAGGUCAAAUGGUGGAGGGUAAUGUUCAAGACCGUACUCGCCAAGUCAUCCAGAACCUGGAGGCUAUCCUCAGGGGCUCUGGUAUGACUUUGGCCAAUGUCGUCAAGGCCAACAUCUACCUCUCUAACCUCUCCCGAGACUUUCCCGUCGUCAACGAGGUCUGGAAGGAGCUGAUGCCCGACCCCAAGCCCGCUAGGACCUGUAUCGGUGUUGCCGAGCUGCCCGCUGGUGGCACCGAUGUCGAGAUAGAGUUUACUGCUUACGAUGGGUAG
Cryptococcus amylolentus CBS 6039 is the source of this 390-nucleotide messenger RNA. RefSeq lists its product as hypothetical. Gene Ontology annotation, molecular function: deaminase activity. The coding region runs from base 1 to 390 and encodes 129 amino acids. The transcript is spliced from 5 exons. The record is from RefSeq and is a predicted model, not a curated record. NCBI's taxonomy places the organism in Eukaryota, Fungi, Basidiomycota, Tremellomycetes, Tremellales, Cryptococcaceae. Gene Ontology annotation, cellular component: cytosol; mitochondrion.